Molecule: messenger RNA, 606 nt
Organism: Galdieria sulphuraria
Lineage: Eukaryota; Rhodophyta; Bangiophyceae; Galdieriales; Galdieriaceae
Exons: 2
Coding region: 34-582 (182 amino acids)
Source: RefSeq, a predicted model, not a curated record
UCAUUCUCUUUUUGAUAAUUGUAAUUGUAGUAAAUGGCUGUGAAUGGAUCAACUUGUCGGUUUUUGCAACGAGUGCUUACCUCAGGCUAUGGUAUCCCAACUCAGUUGAAUAGACAUUUGUUUUGGACUCCAACUUCUUUUUUUAAACGUAGAAAUUGCUUUUCAACAGGUCAUUCUUCUAUUCUCUUGAGCACUGUAGCUUCGCAUAUUUUAGAACAAGAAGAAAUCAUCAACAGUUUUAUAAAAGACCCUGAAGAGUACAACGCAUUGAGUGAGUUUCCAAAAUACAAAAGAAACAACAAGUAUAAGACCAAUAGUCAGUCUUUGCUUGAAACUAAGGAUAACCAAGAUUUCGUGGCCGUGAAGAAGAAUCCUCGAAGUCAGUAUAAGAGAGGAAGAGUUGCCAAGUUGGUUAUGCGUUGUGCUGGAGAAGUUCUCUGUGGAGAGACCAACUUUGGACACUUGAUAUUUUUGGAACAAGUAAAGGUAUCGGAAGAUCUAUUGCAAGCCAUUAUUACUUGGAAUGCGCGUUCCACUUUAGCAAGCGAUAGUCUUAUUGACUAUGUCGUACUGCAUCCUUAAGGAGAAUACCUCGAGUCAAAUUUG